Molecule: messenger RNA, 3917 nt
Organism: Acanthochromis polyacanthus (spiny chromis)
Lineage: Eukaryota; Metazoa; Chordata; Actinopteri; Pomacentridae
Product: FHF complex subunit HOOK interacting protein 2B-like
Exons: 18
Coding region: 653-2659 (668 amino acids)
Source: RefSeq, a predicted model, not a curated record
CCCAAAAUGUUCCACAUGUUCUAAUGAAGGAACCCAGACUCUGAUCAGGUCCUGGUAUCAGCUGCUGGAUCCACAGAUUAAACUAAAGAAGCUUUUGUUCUUCAAGUAGAUCCUUCUGAUGGACUAAAGGCAGAACCCAGAACCACUCCUUCUAUGGUGUUGAAAGGAACCAAAAUAAAUGCUGGACCAGAACCUCUGACCUGAGACCCGUUCCUGUUCCCCUCCCAGUGCUCCCAGUGGUUUGACUGGAGGAACCAUUUGCUGCCUUCAGGUGUCCGCUCACCUGAGGAGGUUCUGCUAUCAGAACUCUGCAGCAGAACCACAGCACCCUCCCGAACGAGAGUCCAGACUGUUUAAACGUUAGCAUGACGCAGUGGAAACACCUUUUAUUUACAGCUGGCUUUGAUAAAUCUGAUAAAUAACGACAGGAACACGUUCACCGCCGUGGUUUUAUUGAAGCUUUUAUUGUGAAAUGCGUCUUACGGAGCCGGUGUUUAAUGUUGAAAUGUCAAACGGAUGUGUGUGUGUCUGUUGUCGCUUGACUCGCAGAGUCAGCUCUUAGUUUAGCGUGUUAGCAUGUUACAGUAACCGGGACUAACCGGGCCGAACCGGACCGAACCGUGAAUAACGAACGGUCGGUUUUGGCGGCAGAAUGGAGACGUUCAGUAAGCUAACCAGUAUGCUGCUGCACGCGCUCGAGACGAGGGAGCCUACAGUCGACCUGCUGGACUCGUUCAUUGAUCACUGGAAAUCAAUUACUAAUUAUUACAUCGAGACUACAGAUGACAGUCGUCCUGUCAGACAGACAGACAUCCCAUGGCGUCUCAAACAGAUGUUGGACAUCCUGGUGUACGAGGACAAACAACAGGCUCCAGAGGACACAGGACCGUGUCUGGAGUAUCUGCUGCAACACAAGCUGCUGGAGACUCUGAGCACUCUGGGGAAGGCCCAGUAUCCGCCAGGAAUGUUCCAGCAGGUUCUGCUGUUCUUCUCCAAGUUCCUCUCUCAGAUGCAGAAGCCGCUGCUUCACCUGGUGAACAUCUACAGACCUGUGCAGAAGCUGAUUCGUCUCUGUGCACUUCCUGGUUCGCACACCGAGAAGGAGGAGGCUCAGUUCCUAUUGGUGAUCUGCUCCAGAGUCAAACAGGACCCACACGCGCUCAGAUACGUCCUGGAGAUUCUGGACCAACCAGCAGCCGUGAUGGCAGCCUCUUACCAAUCACAGAGCAGGACACAGACCUCCAGUCACAGGACAGAGCCACAACAGUCCUGCAGCCAAUCAAGUCCAUCUGCCUCCAGUCCUGUCCAAUCAGAGAGUCUUCUGCUGUCAGCUCUGCUGCAGCUCUGCAGGAGUCAGAGGGCGCCGGUGAGGCUGAAGGCCUUUGAAAGCGUGGUGCUGCUGGUGGAGCUCCAGGCUGCAGGGGAGCUCCUCACCCACCACACGCAGCUGGGAGAGUUGCUGGCUGGGAGGCUGCUGGAGCUCUACUCCCUGCUGCCUCUGGAGAACCUGGACCCUCUGGAGCUGCAGAACUGGCCUCACACUGCCUGGAGCGCUCAGUUCUCCGGCUGCAGCUCAGAGGCUCCAGAUCACAUGACCAACUUCUUCUGCUGGUUGGACUUCCUGGAUCACCUGAUGAGGGCGGCCCCACAGGUGUUGUCGGAGGAGCUGGCUCAGUGUGUUCAUCAGUUGUGGCUGUUAAAGGUUCUUCAUCCUCAGCUGCUGCACACGUGUGAGCAGGUGGUCCUGGCCUCCACCUCUGUCCUCUGUGCUGCCGUCAGACUGGUCCAGUCCUCAUCUCUGUUGGACCAACUGGUCCACUUCCUGCUGAGGACGGACGCUCUGACUCAGCUGCUGAUGCAGCGCUGCGACCACAUCUCCGACCAGAUCAGCCUGGUGUCUCUGUCUCUGGUGGAGGAGCUCCUACAGAAGCCUCACAGGGACAUUCUGGACGUUCUGGUGUUGACGUUCCUGCAGAGUCGCAGUUACCUGAGUUCACCUGCUGCAGGUCAGGAGGACAAACCGCCUGAGAGCAGCGAGGACAGCGAAGACCUGGAGGAAGACCCGUUCUUCUCAGACAGCUUGUCCUUCUCAGACGAUGUUCUCCCUCCUCAUCCUCCUGCCUCCGGACCGGGAUCAGCUGACGUGGUCAACAGUUUCUUGUGUCUGGUACCUGUCCAGGUGAGAUCAGCUCAGCUGCUGCAGGAGGGAGGAUACGAGUCGUACGUCCACGAUGCUCACACACUGGUGGCUCAGUGUCAGCAGCUCUCUCUGUCCUGGGAUUGGCCGCUCAGCCUGCCUUGCUCCGCCUCCCGUUCAGGUGAGGAGGUCCACUUUUUCGAGGGUCACCUGCUGAAAGUUCUGUUUGAUCGACUGGGACGUAUCCUGGAGCAGCCGUACGAGGUGAACCUGCAGCUGACGGCUGUUCUGUCCAGACUGUCGUCCUUCAGCCACCCUCUGCUGCACGAGUACCUGCUCAACCCCUACAUCCACCUGUCGCCCUGCUGCAGGUCGCUGUUCUCCGUCCUCAUCAGGCUGAUGGGACAGGUGAUGCAGAGGAUCCAGCAGGUAUCUCACCUGUCAAACAGACUGCUGGACACCAGGAGACACCUGCUGGGACUAAAACAGGAAACUGGCUGUGACUCUUACCUGUUGGACUGAUGAUGUCACAGCUCACCUGACUCACCUGUGUCCUCAGACUGGAACACCUGACGCUGCUCAGGGGAGUCGUUGUUCUUGAGGAGUUCUGCAAGGAGCUCGCCGCCAUCGCCUUCGUCAAGCUGCCGCUGGACCAGGACCACCUGGACCAGGACUGACUGGACCAGGACCACCUGGACCAGGACCACCUGGACCAGGACUGACUGGACCAGGACCACCUGGACCAGGACUGACUGGGCUGGAUCACCAGGGUCUGGUCCUUCUGAGUGCACAGUAACGGUUCCACCUGAAGGAGCAGGUGUGAAUCCCACCUGGUCCUUUAGGUGGACCGAGGACCUGAUUGAAGGCUUCGUGUUUGAGGGACGACAAUCUGAGUUUUUUAAUCUGGUCUUUGAAGAAGCAGCAAGACCAGGUGUUCUCAGGUGUUCUGUUAGCGGGACGUUCUGAUGUGAUCGUAUUUAGCAUCUCCAGAUCCAUCCUUCAGUGGACACAGAUCAGUUAGAACCCGUGGAUCGGAUCAGAACGUCCUGACCGCUUCCAGCCAGUCACACGCUGUUUCUAGGCAGAUUUUAAUGAUAAUUUCCGAGGAACCCGAUAGAGAACCUGAACCGACAAACUGUCACGAGAACGUCUGAGUUCUACCAGAGAGAACCGAAGGAGCAGCAGCACCUCAAACGUUCCCUAAGAGGGAAGAGGAGAACCUUUAAAGAAUCAUUUUAGAACUUAAAUUAUUUCACAGAUUUUAGGUUGAAUAUCGGACACAUUAAGAAAAGUGUUUUAUAUGGAACAUACAACAUACGUGUUCCAGAGCAGAACCCGUCACUGGAACUAGAACCUGCAGGAACCCAGUCAGAGCUGAAUGUGAAAACAUGUUUCUGUUCGUUUUGUGUGUUAAAGUGCAACGGAACAGUUUUAUCCCAAAACAACUUAAUGGAUUUAUUAAUUAUUGGACUGAUUGAUUAAUUAAUGAACUGAUUGAUUAAUUAAUGGAAUGAUUUAUGAAUGAAUGAAUGCGACUUUAUCUCUGAACCAUUGUGAUAAAUGUUUUUGUUCAGAACCUUUGAAAACUUUUUCUGUUCUAGCUUCAUUUACCUCGAAGUACCUCCAGAGACAGAAGAAGAAGAACGUUCUUUUGUCAGAAAACCUCCAUGUUCUACUGUCUGAGGAGAACCAGGACCUGUGCAGACCUCGGUGUUCUUCUUCUUUAGAAUGUUUUCAUGUAGUUUGUUUCUGUUUGUGAAUAAAAAGUGAGAAGACAGAA